Echinops telfairi (small Madagascar hedgehog) is the source of this 3216-nucleotide messenger RNA. RefSeq names its product fibrinogen like 2 (gene FGL2). The record is from RefSeq and is a predicted model, not a curated record. NCBI's taxonomy places the organism in Eukaryota, Metazoa, Chordata, Mammalia, Afrosoricida, Tenrecidae. The coding region runs from base 14 to 1342 and encodes 442 amino acids. The transcript is spliced from 2 exons.
UGCCACCGCCCAGAUGCAGCUCGCUACCUGGUGCUGGCUGAGCGCCGCCAUCCUGGCGGCGCCGGGCCUCGUGGUCGUGGCCAGCAAUGACACGGGGGAGGUGGGCGAUGGACCCCCGAAGGCCGCCUGCCCGCUGCGGCUGGAGAGCAGCGGGAAAUGCGAGGCUGGGGGCGACUGCGCCUUCCAGGUGCGCCUGCCGCCGCUGACGCUUCAGCUCCCCAAGCACUUCAGCCCGAUCGAGCUGGAGGAGGUGUUGAAAGAAGUGCAGAGCCUCAAGGAGAUGGUGAACCACCUGAAGAAAUCCUGCCAGGACUGCAGACUGCAGGCGGAUGACACCGGAGAGCCUGGCCGGAGCGGGCUGCUGGUGCCCAGCCCCGGAGCGCCCCCGGGGGAGGCUGCGGACGGCCGAGUCCAGGAACUGGAGAGCGAGGUGAACAAGCUGUCCUCGGACCUGAAGACGGCCAAAGAGGAGAUCGAUGGCCUUCAGGGUCGCCUGCAGACGCUGAGCCGCCUCAACAUGAACAACAUCGAAAGCUACAUCGACAGAAAAGUGGCCAAUCUCACCGUUGUGGUCAACAGUCUGGACGGCAAAUGUUCAUCGUGUCCCGGCCAGGAACACACGCAAUCGCAUCCAGUGCAACACCUAAUAUACAAAGAUUGCUCUGACUACCAUGCAAUAGGCAAGAGAAGCAGCGAGACCUACAGGGUUACACCUGAUAGCAAAUACAGCAGCUUCGAAGUUUACUGUGACAUGGAGACCAUGGGAGGAGGCUGGACAGUGCUGCAGGCACGUCUUGAUGGAAGCACCAACUUCAACAGAAGUUGGCAAGACUACAAAGUAGGCUUUGGAAAUAUUCGAAGAGAAUUUUGGCUGGGGAAUGAUAAAAUCCACCUUCUGACCAAGAGCAAGGAUAUGAUUCUGAGAAUAGACCUCGAAGACUUUAAUGGUGUCAAACUAUAUGCCUUGUAUGAUCAUUUUUAUGUGGCUAACGAGUUUCUCAAAUACCGUGUACACGUUGGUAACUACAACGGCACAGCAGGCGAUGCAUUGCACUUCAGUAAGCAAUAUAACCAUGAUAUGAAGUUUUUUACCACCCCCGAUCGAGACAACGAUCGCUAUCCUUCUGGGAACUGUGGGCUCUUCUACAGUUCGGGCUGGUGGUUUGAUGCAUGUAUUUCCGCAAACUUAAAUGGCAAGUAUUAUCACCAAAAAUACAAAGGGGUCCGGAAUGGGAUUUUCUGGGGCACAUGGCCUGGGAUUACUGAGGCCCAGCCUAGUGGCUACAAGUUCUCCUUCAAAGAAGCCAGGAUGAUGAUUAGACCCAAACACUUUAAGCCAUGAGUAGUCACCAGUGCGCAUUCCUACAGGUUUUAGUAUGUAAGAGGGCUUCAGCACAUGGGGAAAUGCCUAGCUUCACACUCCUCUUCCAUGGCUCAAAAACAUAUCUCUGGGUUCCUAGGCUACACAAUAUUUGAAAUAAAGCUGAAAAUUAAUAUAUUUUGCUAUUAUAAUGCUGUUACCCAAAUGAACAUUUGCAAGUAAUCAGAAAUUAUAUUGAUUAUACAUUAAAUGUAUAAUUUUCAACUUAUAGUGAUUAAAAAAAAUUGUAUUACUUGCUAGAAUAAUUGUUUACUCAGCAGGCUAGAUUUUCCACAACUAUAUUUUGGCUAUGCUUUAAGUAAAUCUGAAGGUUACAUUACUCUUUUCAGGCUAUAAAUGGUGAUUUGGAUAAUUAUUUGCCUCUAAAUAUUCUAAUUCUCAUUCUGAGGUGAACAUAGUCAACUCCUGGCACUUACUCUGGGUCAAGGAGAUUAUAUAGCAUUAUAGUUUCUAACCAAUGGAAACAAAUAUAUACAAUUAAACAUGCUCAUAUGAUAGUCAUGAACUAUAAAGUAUUUGUCCUUCCAAUACUUUAAAAUGUGAUAGCUUAAUGUCACACGUAAAAACAUUCCCUAAAGAAUGUACUCUUAAAGGCCAUGGCUUAACUCUUUUUAUGUCUGAUGGUGAAAAUGGCUUUCAUUUCCUUGGCUCUGUGUGCCCCAUAGCUUUUAAUUUAAGAUUUCUCAUUACUGUGCUAGACUACUGGUAGGAUUUUUUUUUUUAAGGAGUGGGUCUAGAGCAGGGAGGGUAAGGUGUGGUGGAGGUGCAUGCAGCAUUUGUACAUAGGCUAUAAUAGGCUGAAGGUCAAUUUUAUCACCUAAGAAAUAAUAUCAUUAAGUGAUUCACUUCAUAGAUAGGAAGCUGUGAUCAGAUACUCUCUAUGAGAUCAGAUAUUUUCUGAGUAUCAAUAGUCUUAACUUUUUGAAAACUAACAAUACUAUUAUAUGAAUAAGAUAGAAGAACAUUAUUUUACUUUAUUAUACUUUUCUUAAAAUUAUCUGCAUAUAUAGAGAGUAUCUACUUAUAGAAAAUAGGUGUAAUUUCAGGAUACUGGCAAAUGCAUUAAUCCAUGUAAGCUUGCCUUUCUUUCUCCCUUAUUUCAAAGGAUCAAAAUUUAAUUUUCCAAUUAACUUUCAUAAGAGUUCUCAACAAGAUAUUCUGUAACAAUUUCUCUUUAGAGUUUCAUGCCAUUCAAUAUAUACUCUAGACUCUGGUGAUCUUUAACAUGUUAAUGAAAAUAGAUUAUAUCUGAUAGAUAAAAGUUGGGUUUUUUUGCCUUAACUUAGCUACCCACUAAGAUAUACUACUGUUCAUAAAUGUGGAUUGACUAUUUAUAAAAACAUCAUUUAGGGUCAUAGGUCUCUUUUGGCAGCUAAUAUUUAUCUUAAGGCUCUGCAUUUUUGAAUUUUAUCAUUCCUUGAAAAUAUUAACCAAAAUUGGUUUUUAGAAAUUUCAUCUAUCACUCGGGGGCAGGGAGUGGCAAUAAGAAUCGUCCUAACUGACAUUCAGUAAUGCUCCAAAUGAAUUGUUAAUAAAUUGGUCAUAUAUAAAAUAUUCUAGUCCUUAUUUUCAGAUAGCUAUCCAAGAUUCAUAGGAUCGCUAUUAGUCAUGAAUAACCCAAUGACAGUGAGGUUUUUAUAGCCUUUUUUCUCCUAGAUUAAGUUUUAAAGGUCAAGCAAUGGUAAUGUCAUAAAGAUAAGUUCUGGUUUGUAAUCUGGUUUUCCUUUAUGUAUAAAAGGUCUAUUUUUUAUGUCUUUUUAGAAUCUUGUAAAAUAAAAUAAUAUUCACAUAUUUUCUCAACAUGGAAAUAUUAAAUGCUAUUAUUUACAAAAGAA